Owenia fusiformis is the source of this 7405-nucleotide messenger RNA. Lineage: Eukaryota; Metazoa; Annelida; Polychaeta; Sabellida; Oweniidae. The record is from the annotation of a GenBank genome assembly.
CGUUCAGCCAGUCAGGAGUUGAGUUGGCAGGAGUAUAGUAGUUUAGUUUAGUUAGGCAGAGAACUUACAAGCGGUAAGUUGGAGUAGAGACUGCUCCUGCAUGAAAUCUGGAUUAUGCUCUCUCUAGGAUUCUACCAGGAUUUUAAAGUGGAUUAUUAAAGUAACAUGGAUCAAUUGAAGAGGGCAACAAAUAAACUAGCCAUGUCUAAGAAGCGAAAGAAACACCAGGGGGCGUUACAGCAGGAGGUGCCAUCUUUCCUGACCAACUUUAGUGAGAUGAUCCGACUCUCACCACCCCCAGCGCCACCUUUGUUACUAAGGGGCUGGUCAGGGAGUUCAUCAAACCAAGUGAGCACAAAGGUGAAAGUUAUGCUAAGAAUCUCUCCGUCAUACAUCAGCGCAAGAACCAAUCAUGAAGCUUCCGUUUUAAGUGUAGACCCAAGAAAGAAACAAGUGACUGUCUUUGAUCCGUCCAAUGUUGGCUAUGCCACCUCGAACAAACGCAGCGUUAGUACAGCACCAAAAAUGUUUGGCUUUGAUUCAGUCUUCUGCGAAGAUGACUCACUGUCUGAGAUAUGUGGAAGCAGUCUGAUAGAGAUUAUACAAGCUGUGGUAGAUGGCACUGAUGGUUGCCUCUUCUCUUAUGGGCACUCCAAAGUUGGCAAGACCUUCACAAUGAUAGGAGUGGAUGAUAACCCCCAGAACAUGGGCAUCAUACCAUGUGCAGUGGCGUGGCUAUUUCGACUGAUAAAUGAACAGAAGGACCGAACAGGUGCUAGGUUUUCGGUGCGAGUCUCCGCAGUUGAAGUGACGGGGAAACAAGAAAAAUUGAAAGAUUUACUCUCUGAAGUAGCUGCAGGUGCUGAUAAUGGUGGCAACACUGCCCCUGGUGUGUACCUACGUGACGACCCAAUCUGUGGGGCUCAGCUAGAAAACCAGAGUGAAUUACGAGCCCCUACUGCGGAAAAGGCAGCAUACUACCUUGAUGCAGCUAUUGCAGCCAGGUCAGCACCUGCGACUGAGGAGGAGGCCAGGAACUCUCAUUUGUUGUUUACUCUUCAUGUUUACCAGUAUAGAGUGGAGAAGGUCAAUAGAGGCCUGGGAGGGGGAGUUGCUGGUGGCAGGAGUCGUCUACAUUUGAUAGAUCUUGGUAGCUGUAGCAAGGCCAAGGAUGGCAGUCAGGCUCUCAGUCUAUCUGCACUUGGAAAUGUCAUAACAGCAUUACUCAAUGGACAGAGACAUGUCCCCAAUAGAGAUAGUAAGCUUACACAGUUGAUGCGCGAAUCACUGGGUAACCUAUCAUGUAGGACAUGCAUGAUCGCACAUGUGUCGCCAAAUGUCACCCGCUACAACGAGAGCUUGCAGGUGAUCCAACUGGCUGCUAGGAUUCACAGGAUGAGAAGACGCAGAACAUCUAAGUUCUCCAGCGCAAGUUCAGAUGAUAGUGGUAGCUCAUGCUCUGACAGGAUGUAUCGACGCAGAGUACCCCGACUUGGUACAUUACGUGAGGGACCACGUUCUGAUCCAGAAUUUACAGACAGCAGCGAACAAUCUUGUGAUACAGUGAUAUAUGUUGGCAGGAAUGGUUUACCUAUGAGUGAUAUUGAAUUGACUGAUGGAGAAAGUCCACCAAAAUUUUUCCGUCGCACAAGUGGGUCAAGAUCAUCAGGGGAUGAGAGUUCGUAUUCAAAUCGUAGUGGUGGCUCGGGGAAACGUAUGCCUAGGACAAACCCUAUGCGACGAGGACCUUCCCCCACAGUAGAAAUGUUACUAAGGACUCAGAAUCACCCCCCACAACUGCCAAAUAUGGCGAAUUAUCAACCACCACCCCCAGGCCAAGAAAGGAAUAAUACCCUACCCCCAGGAUCAGUAGCUAGGAUACCUCAAUAUGCAGCAAAUCCCGGUGUACAGCAAACUCACCGACAAUACCCAGGGUCCCCUGUACCUGGUCAACCUCCAGGUCAAAAUGUUUACCCAGGAGGCCAAGGUCCACCCACGAGUCAGAAUAUAUACCCUGGAAUGCAGGGUCCCCCCACAGGAUACCCAGGGGUUCAUGUACCAUACAGUGGGGCUAAUGCUUACCCCGGGAGCCAGAUUCCUCAUCCCCAGCCUGGUCACCCUGCUCCUAUCAACACUGUGACACAGUAUCACCCUGGGGCAAAAAACAUGUACACCACAGUUCAAGCUGAUGUCCACAGCGCAGAAAACCAGGCACCUCCCCCUAACUCUGAAUUCUGGGUAGAUGGACCCCCAAUGCAACGCCAAAAUCCUGCAGGUGCGGUUUACCCAAAACCAAAUAAGGGAUCAGAACAGUGGAUAGACGGACCUCAGAACUUUGUACAGGCAGAUGCCCCAAUGUCCCCAAUACCACCACGUCAUGUAAAAAGGGAGUUAUAUACAGUACAAGAAGCUACACAUCGACAUCUUGACCAAUCAAAACCCCCUCAUAUGCCAAAGUCACACAUCGCAGAGAUUUCCAAGCCAUGUAGCCAAUCGCCAAAACCUCAAAUUACUCAACAAUCAGAGACUAAAUCGCAAAAGGAUAAAGCAUACCAGUCAUUAAAGCAAUCAAGGCGUACAGAACAAUCUCCAAAGCUUCAUAGGAAAGUGUUAGAAAAGCCUAUGAAUCCAUCAGAAGCAUGGAUCGAUGGCCCAAAUGAAAUGACAAUCAAUAAACCAAAAGGAAAUGUAAUGGAAAAUCCCAAACCUUGUACAUAUAUAAAAACUGCACAAAUUAGAAACAUUGGUGAUGCUAAAACAUUACAAUCGUCACCAGCACGCGUUCAUAAACCAACUGAAAAAACCUUAGAUACGGCGAGCCUUAAAGAACAUACAGAGAACUCUUCAAAAGAGGAGGAGGCUUUACUUUCAGAUCAGCCUCCCUCUCUGGUAAAACCUUUUGUGAUAGACUGGGUUGAGAAACAUAGUACGGGUAAUCCUUCCAAUAAAACAACAACAGAUACAUGUAACACAACACCACCUCGUCAUAGUAGUCCGCAUAGAUCUGUGACAUCAUCGAAAAUUGAUCCCGCAGUUGGUGGUUCUGGGUUGAAAUAUACAGACAUUAUGGAAAUGGCUGAUCAGCAGCAUCAACAAGCUGUAACUGAUCAACCACGAUCCCAGGGAGCAGCGUCAAAUGAUGCGUCAAAUCCUGCUUCAAAUCCUGCAUCAAACACUGCAUCAAAUACAUCGAAUCAUAGUUCCCCCGCUAGUGGCUUAUAUAAAGACAAUCUCCCCCCUCCAUCCAGUCCAUCAUUACGUUGUGCAGCUUGGAUUAAAUCAUUGUGCCAAAGUGCACGUGCACUCGAACAUAAAGGAUCAGACUCCAAUAUUGAAACUGUUGAAAUCACAAACAAUUUAGAAACUAAAAUCAAAACUAAAACGAGUUGUGCUAAUUCGGUGAUUGCACAAUCCAAUGACAAUCUUAUGGCUUGCCAAACCAGUAUAGAAACGCAGAAAAUUGACAUUGAUUAUAUGAAUGAUAAAAUCACUGUGACAACUACGACGGAGAAAAAGAACUUUCAGGAAAUGUUAUGCAAUAACAGGGAGAGCAUAUACGAGAUUGAACUUGAUGAUAAUCUUGAACAGGGGAGACGGAAUGGUGAAUGGGAAAAUGACACUUUUAGUUCAGCUUCAUUACCAAUGACAAGCAUGUCAACAACGUAUGAUAAAGCUCCUGCACUGACACCUAUUGAGGAAACUCCAGCAAGUGCGUCUGACAUUUUAACUGAGCUUAAACCUGUCGAUAAUCCAAAACCAAAUUGUGAAAUUCAUGAAUGCUUAGAUCAAGGUGGAAAAGAUGUUUCGCCCACUGUAGACAUUUGCCCCGAGUGUAACGAGACUGUGAGUGGGAAACAUCAGUGUGAGGGGGGUAGUUAUAAUACAGAGGACUCUAAUAGAAAAAUAGGUCUCCCUACAUGUCUAAGAGUGCGUCCUGAUGGUGCCUCGAAUACAAGUUUAAAUGAGAUUGCCAAUAGCAAACCUAUGUUUACAUAUGGGACUCCAUUAGAAACUAUUGAAAGUGAGACAUGUUCAAUGGUGAGUAGCAAGGAUGCUGAGGCCAUGUCACAAACAGAGGAUACGACGUCAUUGAAAGCAGAUCUACCCUCACCUAUGUCCCCAUGUGUUCCUUUAUCUCCCACACUUCCCAUAUCGCCACCCGUGUGCAACAUCAGACGUGAUGUCAUAGGCCAAUCAAUGGAAGAUACCCGCAUUGUUAGUCCAAUGGCAACUCCAGCAUCAGAAAGACGCAAGAAGCAGCCACCCCCUGUGCCCAUUAGGACAUCAUCACGACCCUCUACACCUGCUGUAGCCAUGAGUCCUAAUUUGCGCUCAAAAUCGGCACCUACUACUCCCAGUAGGCUAGCACGUCCCCUAACUCUCGCCAAACCUAGUCUUGAAAGCAUCGAGAUAGAUCCUGUGGUGCCGACUGCAGCUACAAAUAGUAGCCCAAUUAAGAUCUCAAAAGAAAAAAGCAGCAAACUUCAAGCAUUGAAGAAAUCACUCUCAAAUCAGCUUCAUUUCAGAUCUAGCGCAAAUGGCACUUACUCAGCAAAUACAAUUGCUGCGAAGAACUCUGCUCUGCCAAAAUCACCAUCUGUUAAAACUUCAACAAAAAAUUCAACGCCACAAAAACAAACUCAGUCUAAAAAUACAACUCCUUCCAAAGUUAUUCCAAGCAAAAUUCCAUCUUCAUCCAAAAUUGCGUCCCCAUCUACAAAAAGUGCUCCAUCAUCCAAAACAUCAUCACCAGCUAAAAGUUUAUCUUCCCAGAAAACAACACCCACAAAAAGCCGUCUUCCCAUAUUUGGUUCAAGCAAACCACCAACAUCGCCCGCUAAAAAUAAAGACAAGAAAGACAAAAGUAAAGUUGGAAACGAAAGAGUGUCAAAACUCAUGGGUGGUAAAAAUACAAAAAAAGGCAAUGAAUCUGAUAGCGGAAAUGACAGUAGCGCAAGUUCAAAAGAGAAAAAGUUCCUUUCACCUUAUUCUUUUAUCACACGUCCUCGACCCGCAAGUCAUUCCAGUAGUGGCCAUGGCAGUGACAUAAGCAGUAAUAUAAGUGGCCACAAGAUUCCAAGCAAGAAGAGCGAGACAAGUAGCGGUUAUGAAAGUUUGGUCCAUGACAUCACAGGGUCCUCAUCGCCACAUGACUCUACAGAUGAAAGCUCAUGUUCAGAUAAAGAUAGGGGGUCACCAUUCAAGAUGCCAAAGAAAGGCAAAUGGAGAAGUAAAUCAGCGCCCCCUAGAGCCAACAUUGCUCAAGGCAGCCCCAGUUUCAGUCGGGCCUGGCCAGACACUAAGCUAAAAGACCUGGAGCCUGUCACCCUUACAGACUAUCAGCAUGAGGACUUGGAGAACCAACAGCGCAGGAGGAAGAAAGAAGCUGAGGUUCAAGCUGUGGUUGAGAGACGGAAGCGUAUCAACGAGUUGCGUGAUAAGCAGGCUGAAUUAAAGGAACAACUAGGUGAAGCAAAGGCUAAACUAUCUGCAGGAGACAACGCUUGGACUUGUGACUUACGCAUCGCUGCAUUGACGAAUCGGGAAGAUGAUGAGUACGUUGAAGAACUUGAAAAAGAGACAUCUAUAUUACAAAAGAUUGUCGAGACAUGCCAGUCUAGGAUCAUGAUGGUCACAAGUUUCGACAUUACUAUAUAAGGAGACAAUUGAAGCCAAGAUCGUUGGUACUACAAUUAAAGAUGUGUACUUCACUAUACAGAAUGCCUGUUUAGAGAUAUGCUAAUACAAUGACAAUCAUACAGAAACAAUCUAAUAAAUAGACUCGGAAAAUUAAUCAAAUUGGGUAAUAUAUCUUUUUUGAGAUUGUUUGUUAGAUUGUGAUAAAGCACUGCUACAUGUAGAUGUCAAGAAACAGAUUUGGGCAUCUGUAAAUAAUUUGGUUUAAAGGCCCAAGAUAGAUAUUAUAAUACUCAGACACACUUGAGCGAGAUUGAAAUGUACUGAACUGUGAAAAUAUCUGACAGUGAUAAAAACUUACUAAGUGUAACAUUUCCAGUGUUUUCAGCAUUACAAUUUUGAAAACUAAACAUUGAAUAAAAUUGAUGAUCUCAAAAGUUAAGGUGCCUUUAAAGGCAAUAAUUGAUGUAAAAAUAUUGUUCAUUUUAUCACAUUUAAAGGAAUAUGAGUGAUGUAAUGUCAUUUCGAAAUAUGCAUAGAUUAGUUCUUGAUAAGAAUACAAUAAUUGGUGAACAUUAGUUAAAGUGUAUAUGUCAUUUUUGAAAAUUUUCUACUUUGUGUCUAGAAGUAUUGCUUGAAUAAACUGCAUUUUUAUACAUCAUUUACAUACUGUUCCAGUAUAUGUACAUCACAUGUAUGUUUCCUUGUUAUAGUGCAGUGUUCAGCAUUUCUUGUGACCAGACAAUGUGUUUGGCUUUUCAUUUUAUAACAUGGAAUUUGUGUUAAUGUUUCUUCCAAAAUCUGACUUGCUGAUUAUUGGAUAUGGCUUAUUGUAUUCAUAGAUGUAUUUCCCCGUUGUGUUCAUUCAUUUUUAAGCAUUUUACAUGAUGUUUGUUUUACAUGUGAAACAUGUAUACGAAGACACAUUUUUAAUCCAAAAUGGUGUACAACAUACAAGCAUAUGGAACAUUUACUGUAAAUAUGAUCACUUUUAUAUGAAGCUUUCGGGUUAAUUUUCAACCCUUUAAAAUAAGAAUGUAGAUAAUAUGUAGGGUGUGUGUGUACAUGUGAAAAUGUGUGAACGUUUGAGUGGUGAUCGCUAUAUUUUAUAUUUCUGGAUAUACUGAUGAAAUUUUAGUAAUCCAACUGUAAUUUAGUUGAAGAGUAUUUGAUAUUUCGGUAACUGCCUGCCUUGAUUUCUAUGAUGGGUGUAUUUCCCAGUUUUAUGAAAUGAAAUACUUUGGCAUGGCAUAUGUUAGUAAUAACAUUGAAAAUCAGAAAAUAAUUAUGAAUAUGAAAUUAGACAUAAUAUAAUUGAAGGAAAAUUAGAAAGCACAAAAAAUACCAAACAUAAUUUGGCAUGUUGAAGAGAAAAAUUGAAAUAUUUGAUAAUAAGUCUGCCCGCUGUAGUUUAUUUAUGUAGCUUUUAGUCAAUUAUUUAAAUUAUAUUUAGAUUUAUACUCUGAGUAUAAACAGGAAAAUAUUUUUAUUUAUCAAAAUUAUUGUAUCCAUAUGUUCAUGUACAUAUUUUACCCUUAUUGUCAUAAAGCUUAUUUCAAUAUUUGUACAUUUUGUUAGCGAUGAAUGUAGAUAUUUAUUUAAAGAUGUAAUAAUGUAUGGUUUAAUUAUGGCCGCUGCAGACCUCAUUUGUGCAUCAUUUUAUUGCUAUAAUUGUAUAUUGGGUAAAUCCCAUUUUAUAUAACAUGUACAUUGUAUACCAAGACAUGACUAUAUAAAUGAAUAAAUAAAUGAAGAAUAUAAAAUUAAA